GCAGUUCAGUGAGAAAACAGUCAUGCCCAAAACAACAACAAAAACUUUUUGAAAUGAGAUAAAAAAUGACUAAGUCAUGACAUAACCUUAAAUUUUAACUGGAAAAAUAUAAGUUUUGGCUCAAACACAAGUAAAAAAAUUGGCAAAAUGUUUGUGUUAUAGUUCUGGGGUAAUGUUAGAUGACGUUUGUUGUUUGUGUACACCGGUGUGUCACAGAUGUGGACGUGUGAUUGCAUAUUUAUUAUUCAUUUUGGGUGAUAGGCAGGUGUUAUAUUUCAAUUUUGUCUGUCCCAUAGCUGAUAUCAAAUUUGCGAAAGAUGAUUGAGCUUCCUGCAUGGAUCCCUACUCAUAUGGAUUACGAGGGACAGAAAUGGGCAGAGAGACUGUUUCAAGUCAUCAUAGUUCUGUUUGGAGUUGUGGGCCUUGUCUGGGGAUACUCCAUCCAGCAGUUCUCACAAACUGUCUACAUACUGGGCGCUGGUGUGGCUCUAGCAUGCUUGCUGACGCUACCUCCGUGGCCCAUGUACCGGCGCCACCCGCUCAACUGGCAGAAGCCCAGAUCCGCCUAGAGCGCAGACGCUUCCAAGGCCAAAAAGAAGAAAUGGGGCGGUGAACGCUGCCGGGAUCGGGCGUAUAUUGUUUUCAUCAUUCUGUGGUACGGGGACCGAGGGGCCUGGGUGUGGUUUUUGGUGUAGCUCACCGUGAUGAGCGUACAGUCAGGCACGGAAGUGUGGCCGUUAGGCGGGUUUCAUUUGUUCUCACAAAGCUGAAAUCUUAUUACGCGUCGCGUCGAUGUGGUGGUAAUAAAACAUGAUUUGUAAAA
This is a messenger RNA of Amphibalanus amphitrite, 823 nucleotides long. Its product is annotated as signal peptidase complex subunit 1-like. Lineage: Eukaryota; Metazoa; Arthropoda; Thecostraca; Balanomorpha; Balanidae. The transcript is spliced from 4 exons. Bases 318 to 569 code for a protein of 83 amino acids. The record is from RefSeq and is a predicted model, not a curated record. Gene Ontology annotation, cellular component: signal peptidase complex; endoplasmic reticulum membrane. Gene Ontology annotation, biological process: protein targeting to ER.